AUGCCUAGAUUCUCGGUUGCCUUUGCCAGGCGGAAAAGCACCGCAGACGAUAUCGAAAAUGCUGAGGUGACCCCCCCAGGACAAGGUACAUUCAGGGUCUUGGAACGACACGACUACUCUGGCGUCAAGUCGUUUGACGGAGGCGUAAAGAUGGCAAAAGCAAAUGGAGCCAUGCUUUCAAAGCCUGAUUUUCAGGCAGACGACAACAUGUUUUCUGAUAUGAAGGCCAACCGUGGAAGCGGCUUGUCCAAUACCACGCACACCACGUCCACUGAUACGUCUUCGCGCCACAGUAAUGCCUCGACAGCACCCUCCUCGGCGGACUUUAGCGGAGGCAACUUGUUCCACGACGACAAUCGAAAUGGCCCACCCAAGAGUUCAUCAUCCGAUAUACACGGUCGCGGAAUAUCGAACAAAUCCAUCGGAUCCAAAUUCUUAGACCGAGCUGGCCGGACCUUUUCGUUCGGUGGACAGAAGAAGUACAGCAUUCCCCCGCCGCUGGAGGACCCCCCCAUGCCGGAUUUGCCGCCGCCCAUGCCCAUCAUGGCUGAACCAGGACGCACUGGAUCUAGAGGUACGACUACAUACACGCAGGCCCCAACCAUUUCCCGCAAGCCAGCUCCCCGCGAUAUCAGUGUUAUGGACAUGGGUGGUGACUUUGGAUCAAUGUUUUCAGGAUCAGGUUUCGAUAAGAGGGCCAGCAUGGCCACCCUAAAGAACGACGACUUGGCUUCUCCCCGGUUUCUCACUGGCAACCCGCAAAUGCACCACCAGAUGCCACAUAGCCCGGACACCGCAACGCCGGCUCAACCGCUGCUCGGCGCAUGGAACACACCCAAAAACGAUGACAUCGGCGAUGACUAUCCAUCGGAUGAUGAAGGCCCCCCACCAGUUCCGAAUCAUUCAGCUCCCCGGUACCGCUCUCCAGCUCGACAAGCGCCAGUCAGGAAAGUAUCACCAGCUGAGCAACCCCCAGCUCCAGCUCGCCAGACGCCAAUGCACCACCCUCCGGCACCACCGCAGAGGCAGUCACCUAUUCAAGAGCCUGUGCAGCCCGAGGAAGCACAAGAUGACGAGGAUGCAAAGCUCCUACAGGAAACUUACACUGCCAUUCAGCUUCUUUCGGCUGAAGAUGACGAAUUUGACGAAAACCCACAACCCGGGCGAUACCGGCGAGAGGAGGAUAGCUUUACGGUAGUUCCACGAGCCAAGACUGCGUCCAACUCCAACAACGGAGGAGACGGAGAUGAACUGUUUGAUGGCAAUAGAGCCCGGCCCUCUAAGCCUAACAAUCGGUACAUCCCUCCACCGGAUGGUGCGCCUCGGAACAAAGUCAUGACCCCUGCGGAAUUCGAAAAGUAUCGAGAAGAUAAGAUUCGUCAUGAUAGGACAAAUAGCAAUUCAAAGGAUGAUGAUGAAGACGACAUCAACUAUGACGACGACGAAGACGAGGCUGAAAAGUCUAAGCAACAGGCGAAGCAGAGAAGGAAGCAGGAAGCUCACAUGGCUGUUUAUCGCCAGCAGAUGAUGAAGGUGACGGGUGAAGCGAAUCCGACAAACGGACUUGGUAUUCCAGCUUCAAUGAGCGCACCACAACUCAGCCAUAUGAAGCAUCCUUCCCUUGACCCGGCGGCAGCAUCUGCCAUGACCGGUGUGUCCGGAGCGUCUGAUGAGGCCGACGAUGAUGAGGAGAUUCCUCUUGCCAUCUUGCAGGCACAUGGAUUCCCCAACAAGAAUCGACCUCCAACUAGGCUCAGCACCGUGGGAUCAACCCCCAACAUUCGAGCCUCAGCUUUGCUCAUGCCAGGACGUCCAUCCUCGUCAAUGGGAGAAUCUGCUGCUGCCCGACGCCACUCUACCCUUCCAGCAUUUGCACGCAAUUUGCCUCAAGAUCCCUUUGUCGGAGCUAGCAUUGCCCAGCCUGCUCUCAGGGAAUCUCUGUCGUUCAAUGAGAUGGGUAUGGGCCCCAAGCCCCCGUCGCCACUUCCUCCUGGAGGCCUUGUUGGUGUCAUUGCUAGUGAGGAACGCCAGAGAGCGAUGCGGCGCGGAAGCCCAAGCGUCGACCCCUCAAGGCUGAUGGGCAGUGGCUACAAUACACCUGGAGGCACUGCAAUUGACCCUAUUGCUGGGAUCCCUGCGCAUAUGAUGUAUCCCCAGCAACAAAUGGGAGGUGGAAUGCCUGGCAUGAUGCCUCAUAUGAUGACGCCGCCACCGAUGCUUACUGUUGGCGACCAGGCUCAGCUUCAGAUGACGCAGCAAAUGUCGCAGUUUAUGCAGAUGCAGAUGCAGUUCAUGCAAAUGAUGGCCUCAAACCAAAACGGCGGCGGACCGCAGCAGCAGCCACAACAGAUGCAGUCCCCAUAUCAACAGCCCUACGGUGGCCUAAUGGGCAAUCAUUCCAUGGUGGACAUUUCCUCUCGUAACUCCAUGAUUGGCGAGCAGACCCUUGAGCCUCGUCGUGGUGAUUACGGUAGCAUGCGAACUAUGAGCAUGGUGCAGCCUAACUCGGCACCUAUGGCUACACCUAUGCCUCACCCCGGAUAUGCCGGGUCUAUCCGGUCGUCUGUCCAUGGGUAUACUCCUUCGAUAGCGCCGUCAGAGCGAAGCAACAUUGGCCUUCCCAAUCGUUAUAGACCUGUCUCCCAGGCUGUGAACCCGGCUGGACUUGGCCAUAUGCAGUCUCAAUCGUUUUCAGGGGCUCUGUCCGCUUUUGAUAACAAGAACAAGACCUCGAUGAGGAUUGUGAACAAGUCAGCCUCCGAUGACGAUGACGAUGAAGAGGGCUGGGAGGCGAUGAAGAAUAAGAGAGAUAAGAAGAGGUCUCUGUGGAGAAGCAAGAAGAAUUUGAGCUCAGUCAUCUGA
Messenger RNA from Trichoderma asperellum CBS 433.97, 2862 nucleotides. RefSeq lists its product as uncharacterized. The record is from RefSeq and is a predicted model, not a curated record. Lineage: Eukaryota; Fungi; Ascomycota; Sordariomycetes; Hypocreales; Hypocreaceae.